Closterium sp. NIES-65 is the source of this 3105-nucleotide messenger RNA. NCBI's taxonomy places the organism in Eukaryota, Viridiplantae, Streptophyta, Zygnematophyceae, Desmidiales, Closteriaceae. The record is from the annotation of a GenBank genome assembly.
AUGGUCAGCGCCAAGAAGAAAACGUCAAAGGUUGCAGAAGAUUCCCCCGCUGCAGAGGUUGCAGAAGAUUCUCCCGCUGCAGAGGAUGCAGCAGCUACGGAAGAAAAAACGCCAGUCGCUGCAGAUGCAGCAGAAUCCGCCGGUGACGGGGAAUCGGCGGCGGAAGCUAAGGCUUCCGCCGAUGAAGGGGAAAAGGCGGAAGGCGAAGAGGCGAAAUCAGCUCCCGCAGCAGAGGAAGCGGCGAAGGACGAGAACGAGGGAGAGGUGGAGGAUACCACCGGAGCUGACGCUGCUGCUGCUGGGGAUGGGGAGGACCCCCCUCCGGGAAGUCAGCUGGAGCAAGAUAUCAUCAAGGCGGAGAAGAAAGCGGGAGACAUCUUCCCUGCUGGAGCGUGCAAGAAGGAAAUCAAGUCGUUCUGCGAGGGCGUGGACGUGGGCAACAGGAGUCUGGAGCGCUGCCUCUCUGACAGCUUCAAGCUCACCAAGGCUGCUGACGCUGCUUCGGCCGAUAAGAAGUUUGGCAAGAAGUGCCUCAAGGCCAUCCGACGGUUCAAGAUCGAGGUGUACAAGGACAUUUCGAUUGACAAGGAGAUGAUGGAGGUGUGCAAGGACGACAUCUCAUCGCUCUGUGAUGAUGACUUCCUCUACCCCGAAGUCGGCAGUGUCCUCGCCUGUCUCAGGGAGGCCAAGUCGGGUGGCAAGAUAUCGGAGGCGUGUGGGCAGAAGGUGUUUGAGGCGCAGCAGGACGCGGCCAACGACUUUGUCUUGGAUCCCCAGCUGAACGAGACGUGCUCUGGGGACGUGCAGCGGCUGUGCGCUGAUGUGCCGACCGGGGAGGGGCGCGUGCAGGACUGUCUGAGGGACCACAGGAACAGCCUCAACUGGGAGUGUCUGGCGGAGCUGUUCCGGCAGGAGAUAGAGAGCUCAGAGGACAUUCGCCUCAACACUCGCCUCUUCAAAGCCUGCCUGGAGGACAAGCGCCGAUUCUGCCCCGACGUGCUGCCAGGGGAUGCGCGAGUGAAGGACUGCCUGGAGUCGCAUCUGCACGACUCUGACUUCUCCAAGACCUGCAAGGUGGAGUUUGAGCACAUGAUGGAGCGCAGGGCGUCGGACUUCCGUCUGGACUUCAACCUGCGCAAGUACUGCGCUGAGGAUAUCAGCACGACGUGCUACCAAGACGCAGAGGAUGUGGUGGACGUGGCCAACAGAGACGCCAAGGUGAUCGAGUGCCUGCAGGACUACCGGGGGGAGCUCAAGGACCCGCGGUGCCGGCAGCAGGUGCACCAGCUGACUAAGAGAGCAUCAGAAGACAUUCGCUUCAACAGGCCUCUUGCCCAGGCGUGCAAGGACGACUCCGCCAAGCUGUGCAAGGACGUGCCGCCCGGCCAUGCGCGCGUGCUGCUGUGCCUGCAGGAGCACCGGAAGGGCCUCACAGCCAACUGCAAGGAGGCGCUCUUCCAGGAGGAGGUGCGGUUUGCAGAGGACAUAGACUUCAAGUUCCCCCUCAGGCAGGCGUGCACCGACGAGAUGAAGAUUCUGUGCAAAGACCAGCCGGACGUGAUCAAGUGUCUGCAAGACAAGGUGGAGGACGCGGACAUGGGCGUAUUGUGCAAGGAGGAGGUGAAGAAGGAUAUGAAGCGCGCAGCAGAGGACUAUCGUCUCAACUUCCGGCUGAACAAGGAGUGCUUCGUUGAUGUCGAGCGUCUGUGCCUGCACUCGUGCGACGCUGCCUUGGAAACUGGCGGCACGGAGACCGGGGUGACGUGUGGGGGGGCGACUCUCAAGUGCCUGACAGAGAACGAGAGGAAACUGUCUUCUAAAACGUGCCGGCAGGAGCUGUUUUACUUCAAGAAAAGGAUGGUCGCUGAUAUCUCGCUCGAUAUCCCCUUGCAGCUGGCGUGCAAGAAUGAUGUGGAGAAGAAGUGUGGCGGCGAGAGGGACCACUCCAAGGCGCUGGCGUGCCUGCGGGCCAAGAGGGACGAACUGACAGAGGAGUGCAAGGAGGAGGAGCUGCGGUUGAGUGAGAUGGAGGCGUCUGACAUCCGUCUCACCCCCACGCUCAUGAACGCGUGUGGCCUGGAGCUCAACCAUUUCUGCCGCGGCGUGCACCCCACGACUGGGCUGGCCUUCCGCUGCCUGCAGAUGAGCAUCAACGAGCCCACGGCUGGGCUGGCCUUCCGGUGCCUGCAGAUGAGCAUCAACGAGGUGCGGGUGGUGGGUUGGUGUUCUUACAGGGUAAUGGGAAGUCGACCUCCAAACCUUCCGCCACGCCUCUUACUACAAGCUGGACUCGGGGCGCUGCCAGAGCAGUGCGAGGGGACUCCCCUUCCCCUUCUUCUUGUCAACCCCACUCUUCUCCUCUACCCCUCCCCACCACCUCACCAGGUGGGCAUGUCAGUGGCGUGCAAGGCAGAGGUGGACCUCCAGACGUUCCGCCACGCGUCUUACUACAAGCUGGAUUCCGCCCUGGCAGAGCAGUGCGAGGGGGAUGUGGACUCCUUUUGCAAGGGCGUGGACGAGGGCAAGGAGGCGCACUCCCUCGUGCUGCAGUGCCUCGUGCAGCACCAGGAAAACCUCUCUGGAAAAUGCCUGACUGAAACCGCCUACGCCGUGCGAAUGGCUCUUUGGAUGUAUCAUAAGGAUGCGGAUCUGGUCAAGCCGUGCAACCCUGUGGUGGAGGAGCUUUGCGGGAAUCGGACGGGGGUGGUUGCGGGGGAGGGAGCGGGGAAGGCGGGGGCGGCGGCGGCGGUGGGGGUGGUGGGGCAGUGUUUGCUGGAGCAGCCGAAGGAGAAGCUUGGGGAGGAGUGUGGGCGGCUGGUGGGGCUGAUUGGGCAGCCGGGCGGGCAUGUGGGCGGGGUGAUUGACACGAGCCAGCUGGAAGAGACUCUUGCACAACUCGCACAGGUACAGUUGAAGCAUGAGGUUGACGCAGAGACCGAGGGCGAGGGAGGGGGAGGAGGGAAGCUGGUGCUGACUGGUGCUACAGCCUUUGCGGCGGUUACCGCACUCACUGCGGUGCUGCUGGGUGCUGCUUACCUGGUGUAUCGCAAGUGCUUCGACCCCACCAGGAACUACACACUCAUGGUCAAGGCUGGAGAUGUUUGA